Serendipita indica DSM 11827 is the source of this 2793-nucleotide messenger RNA. The record is from the annotation of a GenBank genome assembly. Lineage: Eukaryota; Fungi; Basidiomycota; Agaricomycetes; Sebacinales; Serendipitaceae.
AUGAACAAUCCCUCCAUCUUCAUCAGCGGCGACUCUCAUGAUUUCCAGCCCGUACCCGCGGUCGUGUUCCCGCAGACUGCGCUCUAUCCGCAGAGUUUGAUGAGCUCGUAUCAUUUCGAGCCGAGGAGGAGCGUGUCCAACCCUCUCCCUCCUUCCCAUCGCUCGGCCAGCCCAUCGUCGAGCCAGUAUGCAUCGCCCGAGCGUACGGCGCUGCAACUCCUUGGACAUCGUCCCCUGGACGACCAUGACGCGUCCUUUGUGCGUGAGCUUGUUCAGUAUCACGAAACUGAGCUUCGUGAGCUCCGGGCCCGCUAUGAAAAGCUAAAGGGCCUGCACGCGAGAGCAAACGACCGCGUCGACGUCCAGCGCAAGCAUCACAAAGAAGACAGCAUACAAAGCACACGUACGUAUGAGGUCCUGUCCGCGCAGGUCACCUCAGACUUGGCGCUGGAGAGUCGGCAAGCGCUAGAGGCCAGAAUCCUCGCGGUGGAAAAUUCGCUGCACAAGCUUAGGGGAACUCUACAUCCCAUCAGGAAAUUACCCGCAGAAUUGCUGGCUCUCAUUAUGGAAUACGCCAUCGAGUUUGCAGAGACGGAGCGAGUGGCUGCAAUGCUCCAGGUCGCCAGUGGCCAACUACAACUCCGGGGCGCCACGUUGUUUGGGUUCGACUCGGAAAAUUCACCUGUUACUUCGACAUUUUCUUCCCAUCUCAACAAACGCCUCUCCCCUGCAGUUCUCUUAUCGUCGAUUUGCACGCACUGGCGAGAUGUCGCACACGGCUUACCCUCAUUAUGGAGAACGAUUCACUUUCGACUCACUGGUCCGGCGAACGACAAUCGCUGGGAUCGUGUGAGAAGCUUUGUCGAUCGUGGAAAGCGUAGCCCUCCUUCGGCGGAACAACUAGAGAUGGUGACUGGCCUCUCCCUUGUUUUCACUGGCUGGGAGGAACACAAAUAUCCACCCGUGGAGAGAAGCUUUAGGAAGGUCAUGCAGAUGGUUCGAAAGGGAGUCGUGGAAGACGAUUGGACGUUGGAAACUCCAAGUCACUCUCGUCGGCAGUCAUCUGCGGACACACCAUCAAACAGUGCACUCGGUGGGUUGACAGGAGUACCGAUCUUCGUCGAGAGCCCAACUCUUCAAGUUCCCUUCAGUCCUCCAUCACAUUCCUUUGUGAUUACACGGCUUGAAAUCGUCUUUAACACAUUAUGCAAUCAUCACAACAGUCUAGUCACUGGAACCGAGAGUAACUCCGAGCUUCAUUGGCCGUCGAAUUGCCCAAAGCCAAGAGAGGUUGUGAUGAUCGCCAAAGACACGGUCUAUACCACUCCGUGCAACCACUCAGGCGAGGAAACCCGACCAACUCAUUUUCUCAUCCCGCCAUUUGCCGCCAGCCUCAUACCACGCGCCGAGUCAGUGACCCUGGUUAACCUCCAAUUCGCGUGGCCGUCAAUUGAGAAACCCGAGGCCUACAAGUCUCUUACGUCGCUUACCCUGGUCUAUACACUCAGUUUCGACAACCUCCUACGACACCCAGAAGAUGGAGACGACUUGGGGUUUUUGCAAUUCCUACGAAGAUGCCAGAAUCUCAGAAAUCUAGAGAUACGACUCGCACCACGCAAAUUGGGGCAUGUUGUAACGAAUGGUACAUCCAAUCCCAACGGUGGGCCCGUGGUCUCACCAACAAUUUGGGAAUCCAGUUUAGAGCAUCUCAGCAUUUCUUUGGAUGAUCUUGGACGGAUUUCUCCUCUCAUCUGUGCGCAAUUGAUCACCCCGUCAGCCCCCAUUAUCCGAUUUCCAUCUCUUCGCCGACUUACGAUUCUCCCCUCUCCACCACAACUAAAAUCGAUAAAGCAUGACAAACCAGAAGCGUGGAAAGAGAUUGCCUCACGCUUCCUUCUCGUCACAGAGGCACCGAUACGACAUCUCGAACUACGCAGCCGCCCUCAGAAGCCGCAUCCAAGCCACUCAGGAGCACAUGCUGGCCAUCGCCUUGGACAAGAAAUGGAAGCGCUUCUCUAUGUCAUCCAAGAGGUUCAUGGAUGUGAAACCUUGGAGAUUUGGGGGAACGAUAUUGCACAGUCGGUUUUGGACGUUGUGAGGCUGUCGGCACCUCAGGUAAAUGGGGUUGCAGAAGACGUUAGCGCAAGGACUAGCUCGUCAGAAGCAGAAAGAGGUGGCAGUCUCCGCGUUGGGGAUACAGCACCAGUAUCGCGUGCCUCUCCUACUCCUUCGAGAUCGGAACAAGCACCUGCCCCUGGGCCUUCAUCGGUUCCACCAACAUCAUUUCCAUCACGCCUCCGACGAAAGCACGCCUCGACAUCUCCGUCCCCAACUCCCUCAAACGGUCGCAAGAAGCGCAUAUCUCUCACAGAGGACCUGGUCGCCAAGGUUAUUGCGUCCAUUUUACCAUUAAAGAAGCGCUCCUUAGCCAUCGUUUCCACUCCGGAGGGCACACCGCGCAUCGCGUCAAACGAGAUUUCGAUCCAAGACGACCACGAGAUUACAGGUGCAGCUGGACCCGUCACGGCUGAUAGCUCGCCUCGAGUUAGGGUCCAAAGUUUGCCGGCUGGGAACCAUCCUCCUCCUCGCAUGUCGACAUCCACCUCCACGACGGCGGCAAGGCCGUCCAAUGACACCGUACUGCAUGCAGAGCCAGACGGUAUGGAGUCGACUGCUCCUGCUGUGACCCUGCCAGCAUUCAAAAAGCUCAUUGUUCACGAUGCAGAGGUGUUUACUGCGGGUGUUGCGGCGCACCUCGCGCAAAGGGGCAUCAAUACUGUUAUAUACGGAUAA